Podospora bellae-mahoneyi is the source of this 1170-nucleotide messenger RNA. RefSeq lists its product as uncharacterized. The coding region runs from base 275 to 1159 and encodes 294 amino acids. The transcript has 2 exons. The record is from RefSeq and is a predicted model, not a curated record. Lineage: Eukaryota; Fungi; Ascomycota; Sordariomycetes; Sordariales; Podosporaceae.
UUAUCUUUAUCGGUUACAAUUUUGGGCUCACACACCGCCUAAUUCUCGUGAUUCGGACCAUUAAGUACCAAAUAGACAUUCAAAUGUUGAGGCGGAGACGUGCGGAGGAUGCCGACCUGGAUCCAAAAGGAUAUCGUCUGCGGAUGGUGGCCUGAAUUAAAAGCCACUGGCCCCCGCAUCUAAGAGGUUCUUUUGCUUGCUUUUAUUUUGCAGAAGGCCCAGUAACACUCAAAAAUUCUACAACCAAAUAUAAACGAUUAGUUGAGUCUGCAUCAUGGCUACCUUGACAGAGAGCCUCUCCUCAAGGGGAGUAGGAGAGGUUCCAACCUCAACCACGAUGAACAUCAGCCACGAGCCAAGUGAUGGGCGGGUUUCUUCAACGUCUGCCGAUGAGAGCCCGGGCCUCACAACGUUUUCCCUAUUCUCACUUCUCCCCGCGGAGAUCCGUCUCAAGAUAUGGCGUCUCUCAUUCUUUCCUCGUACAGUCGUCCUUCACACCCGCCGCACCCACUAUGCUGAUGACAACCACCGAGACCAACCCAAGUGGCAAUCACGCUCCUUCAACCCUGUCGCUCUUUCGGUCUCUGUGGAAGCCCGCCAGGCAGCUCUCAGGCACUAUAAUGUUGCGCUUCCCCUUCACGCUCCUACCGUCCGACACCACCUCCUAGACCCAGAGAUCAAUUCGGAACGGCCUGGAGACCUCCUUCCUUCCCGCUCGCUGUAUCUCAACCUAGAGCAUGACACAGUCGCCUUGCUCGGUGAUCUCCAUUACACCCGGUUGACGAACCUGUUGGAUUGGCUCCGAAAGACGGGUGCAUCCCUUCUGAGGAACCAAAAGGGUAAGGCAAGGGGGCUGAGAAGGUUGUCAAUGAGCAUGGCUCCCUGGGCUCACCCAGUGGGGGCAGCCACUCUCAAAGCCUUUUCGCGGACCAUUUUUGCCGACCUGGACGAGUUUAUCUUGUUUCUAUAUGCAGAGCGCGUGCCGCCGGCCGAGUGGAAGGGCGGUAAAUGCGUGCUGCAGCAAGCGAGUGUCGAUACUGAUUACUAUCGCCGCUUCCUCCUGAGCAGAGGCAAGCAGUUUGUUGAUGGGGAAGGGUGGAUGAAGGUUGGCAAGAAGCCCAUGAAGGUGGCCGAGAUUCAGUUUGUGGAUGGGUGGUGACUUAUUACUCU